GACAUAUUUAGUAAAACAAAGAGUAAACUAGUUUUCUAUCCUAAACAGCAAAGAUCGGAGGAACAACACUCAGCGCCGUCGCUCUGACGAUCGUACCAGAAACAUCUUUAAUAUCACGGUUUUCAUAAAUGUUCACAUAAGCUAUAUCUAAUUCUCAUGGCAUCUAUUGUCGGAUCUGUCUUUAAAAGUGGACCCUAUGCUAAUGUGGAGGCUAAGCUGAGGCGUUUCUUGGUUGAAUUAGGGAAUGCGGAUAAAAUACUUGGAAUCCAGGUUUGUGCAUACAAAGAUGGGAAAGUGAUCAUUGAUACUGCAGCUGGAGUCAUGGGAAAUGAUGACCCUCGUCCAGUUCAACCCGAUUCCUUGUUUCCCGUUUUCUCUACAACUAAGGGCGUCACAGCAGGAAUGAUACACUGGCUGGUCGAUAAAGGGAAACUGAAGCUUGACGAAAAUGUUGCGAACAUUUGGCCUGAGUUUGGUACUAAUGGAAAAGAUCAGAUAAAGGUUAAUCAUAUACUUAAUCAUACAUCUGGUUUGCACAAUGCUCUUGCUGGCAUUUCUGAAAAUGAUCCUGGGUUAUUUUGUGAUUGGGAUGAGUGUGUAAAACGUAUUGCAAUGGUGGCACCAGAGACUGAACCUGGUUGUGAACAAUUAUAUCAUUACUUUUCGUAUGGUUGGCUAUGUGGUGGGAUCAUUGAGCGUGUAACUGGGAAAAAGUUUCAGGAUGUUCUUGAGGAAGCUUUUGUACGCCCCCUUAAUGUGGAGGGAGAGCUUUAUAUAGGGAUUCCUCAUGGUGUGGAAUCUCGUCUGGCAACUCUUACAUACGAUACAACUGAAUUCAAUACGUUUGCCUCUCUAGCGGCAAACACCGAGUUCAGGACUGCAUCCGCCACGCCUUCCUCACUCACCGCGGAAUUGCUUGAAGAUCUUAUUCCCUUAUCCAACACCCUUGAUGUCCGCCGUGCCAUACUACCUGCCGCCAACGGCCACUUCUCGGCCCGUGCAUUGGCCCGCUACUAUGCCGCCCUCAUGGACGGCGGCAUCACCCCUCCCCGCCACUCCUCAUCCUCUCUCCCACCACUCGGAAGCCACCCUCACCACCCCACAUCCCCAUCCAAUAACCAAAAAGACGAAACCAACGACGCAAGUGAUGAAAUCAAUACUAAAAUCUUUAGCACACCAAAAUCAAAACUUCAUGAUGCGUUCUUGGGUAGCGGAGAUUAUAAGGAUUUAAUCUUGCCAAAUGACAAAUUUGGGCUUGGGUUUGGGAGGGUUAAGACAACCGAUGGUUUGGUGAUUGGAUUCGGUCAUGCAGGCUUAGGUGGUUCGACGGGAUAUUGUGACAUAAACAACGGGUUUUCUAUUGCUGUGACUGUAAACAAGAUGUCUUUCAUGGAUUUACCCACCUCUCAGAUUAUCCGGUUUGUUUGUUCGGAACUUGGUCUUCCUGUACCUGAGGAUCAUGCGGGAUCUUUUGAAGUCAUCGAGAAAUCGGUGAUCAAUUAAGGGGGUUUGAUCAAAAUAUGCUCUACUUACAUAAACAAUAUUUGAGGGAAACUUUAUUGUACUUGUUUUCUAUAUAUAGCACAUUUGAGUUGAAACAGUUGAA
Molecule: messenger RNA, 1606 nt
Organism: Lactuca virosa
Lineage: Eukaryota; Viridiplantae; Streptophyta; Magnoliopsida; Asterales; Asteraceae
Source: the annotation of a GenBank genome assembly